Molecule: messenger RNA, 3934 nt
Organism: Prosopis cineraria
Lineage: Eukaryota; Viridiplantae; Streptophyta; Magnoliopsida; Fabales; Fabaceae
Product: kinesin-like protein KIN-14G
Exons: 19
Coding region: 308-3412 (1034 amino acids)
Biological process (GO): microtubule-based movement
Molecular function (GO): ATP binding; microtubule binding; microtubule motor activity
Source: RefSeq, a predicted model, not a curated record
GGGUCCCAAUAUUCAAACCUCCAUUCUCUUUCUCGUCGCUUUCUUCAAUUCCUUCUCGUUUUCUUCUCGUUCUUGUUCUUUUUUUUUUUUUUAGGUAGCUCCACGUCAAGCCUCUUCUCAUAUUCCCACUUUUCUGUAUUCAUUUUCUUCUUUCCCUGACAAUCUUGCUGAGAUUUUUCAUUUUCAAUCACCACUUCCGCUUCAUUUUUUUUUUUAUGUAUGAAACUUUUCGUUGGAGCCUAUCGGCUGGCGUAUCAGAUUCUGAGUCUCCUGGUAGUUUGAAUUCCUGACUACUUGGGGGGGAGUAAUGGCGACAGAACAGGUAUUGCCAUUCUCAGUGUUAUCUGUCGUUGAAGAUGUUCUUCAACAGAAUGGGACCCAAUUGGGCGAUACCAACUCGGCGUCAAGGAAACUUGAACCAUCUUGCUUAAGAAGGUAUGAAGCUGCUGGGUGGUUGCGGAAGGAAUAUGGAGUAAUUGGAGGGAAAGAGUUUCCAGCAGAGCCUUCUGAAGAAGAAUUCAGGAAUGGUUUGCGUAGUGGCAUAAUCCUUUGCAACGUUCUUAACAGAAUUCAACCUGGCGUGGUGCCCAAGGUAGUUGAAGGUCCCUGCGAUUCCGAUGAUGGAGCCGCAGCACUAUCUGCAUUUCAAUACUUUGAAAAUGUGAGGAACUGCCUGGUAGCUUUGCAAGAAAUGGGCCUUCCUACCUUUCAAGCUUCUGAUUUGGAGCAGGGAGGGAAAUCAGCUAGGCUAGUGGAUUGUGUUUUGGCAAUCAAGGCAUAUAGUGAAUGGAAAGAGGGAGGGAAAAUAGGGUCAUGGAAACAUGGUGGGAACAUAAAGCCACUCGUUUCUAGAAGACCCUUUUUGCGCAAAAACUCGGAACAAUUCCUCCCUACUUUAACAAGGACCACAAGUGAGAAAGAUGGAUUGACGAGUGAUCGAUCUACAAGCAGUGAUCUAGGGCAGGACCGCAACGAAGGGGGUUCAGUUCAUAACUUGAAUGCACUACUUCGGGAAUAUUUGUCUGACAAGAAGCAUGAAGAGAUUAUCAACGUAGUGGAGUCCCUGCUUCGCAAAGUUACAGAGGAGUUUGAACGUCGCCUCUUAAUACAACAUGAAAUGUCGAAAACAAAUCCAGAAGAUAGGGCUGCGGAAUCUGAAACACUCAACUCAAUUUUAAAAAUUGCUUCUGAGGACGAGCAGAUGGAAGAAAAGGAAGAUGUGCAGCCUAAACAAGAGGAGUGUUACGAUGAAGAGCACUGCGACAAUGAAGAAUCAAGACUCCAAGUAUUGAACGAGCAGCAAAAUUUGGUUUCUCAACAACACCUAGAAAUCCACUGUAGCGGUGAAGUAUCGAGAAUCCACGUUUCGAAGAACCAACAAAAGUUGCUCGUACAACAACACAAAGAGAUCCAGGAAUUGAAAAUUAUCGCCCAUCAUACGAAAUCAGGAAUGCACUCUUUACAAAAGGCAUGCCAGCAGGACCUAAUCUUUUUGAGUAAGCAUGUGCAUAGCCUAGCUUCUGCAGCUUCAGGGUAUCGGAGAGUACUUGAAGAAAAUCGCAAGUUAUACAACCAACUGCAGGACCUGAAAGGAAAUAUUAGAGUAUACUGCCGAGUCCGACCCUUCUUUGGGCAAGCAAACAAUGCUGGCUCUGUUGGUGGCAUAGAGGAAGGAAGUAUCUCAAUGAUAAUACCUUCAAAGUACGGAAAGGAAGGGAGAAAAACGUUUAAUUUCAACAGGGUGUUUGGUCCUACAGCAACCCAAGCUGAGGUUUUUGCGGACAUGCAGCCUCUCAUUCGUUCUGUUUUGGAUGGCUACAAUGUCUGCAUAUUUGCUUAUGGCCAAACAGGCUCAGGAAAAACUCACACUAUGUCCGGACCAAAUGAUCUUACUGAGGAAACCGUGGGGGUCAACUAUAGGGCACUAAGAGAUCUUUUCUUACUGUCACAGCAGAGGAAAGACACUAUUGCCUAUGACAUCGGAGUUCAGAUGCUUGAGAUCUACAAUGACCAAGUCAGAGAUCUUCUAGCGACUGAUGGUGGCAACAAAAAGUUAGAAAUUCGCAACAGUUCUCAAAAUGGCAUUAACGUACCAGAUGCAACCCUCGUUCCUGUUUCAUCGACUUCCGAUGUCUUGAGUUUGAUGGACUUGGGACAUAAGAAUCGGGCAGUUAGUGCUACUGCUAUGAAUGAUCGUAGUAGUCGUUCUCAUAGUUGCCUGACAGUCCAUGUUCAAGGAAGGGACCUGACGUCAGGAAGCCAUCUUCGUGGCAGCAUGCAUCUAGUUGACUUGGCAGGAAGUGAGAGGGUCGAUAAAUCUGAAGUCACAGGUGAUAGGCUUAAGGAGGCUCAACAUAUCAACAAGUCACUUGCUGCCUUAGGAGAUGUCAUUUCUUCGCUGGCCAAUAAGCAAGCGCAUGUUCCUUACAGGAACAGUAGACUUACUCAACUGCUUCAAGAUUCUCUUGGAGGGCAAGCCAAGACACUCAUGUUCGUACAUAUUAGCCCAGAACCUGACGCUCUUGGAGAAACACUCAGCACACUCAAGUUUGCAGAACGCGUCUCCACAGUUGAACUUGGUGCUGCCCGAGCUAACAAAGAGAGUUCAGAAGUGAAAGAGCUUAAAGAACAGAUUGCUAAUUUGAAGGCAGCUUUGGCAAGAAGGGAGGGAGAAGAGGAACCACUUCAACAUUCUGGAAAUAGUAGUCAAGAUGCACCAAAAUUGAAAUCUUACAAAUCUUCUCCUACACAAUCUGGAGGUCAUAGGAAACCCCAAGAUGAUUCUGGUAGCGUGGAGAGCCAGAAGAGGGCCACAACGAAGCUGAAAAGACGAAGCUUAGAUCUCCAAGACAUGAUAAUGCAUUCACCUCCCUGGCCACCUGCGAGCAGUCAGAGGCUGAACAUGAAGGAAGAGGAUAAGGAAUCGGUUUCCAGGGACUGGGUUGAUAAGAUCAUGGUGAACAGGAAUGACAGCCUAACAAGUGAUGAUAGCCUAGUGGGUCAGUGGGAAGCAGAAAGCAAACAGUCUUCUCCCUUGUUGAGUCCCAGCUCUCUUUCAGACACUGCAAAAGUAUACUCGGAACAUUCCUUUAAAGUUACAUUGAAUAAAAAGGAUAGCCAAGACUAUGACAUGGCCACCACAGAUGACUCUGAUGAUCCGCUCGAGGUUGCAACUAGCGAUUCCUCAGAAUCAGACUUGCAUUGGCAACCACAUGUGCCAAAACCAACCAGCAAAAUCAAUGGAAUAGUUUCAAAAGCUAAGAAACCCACCCAUCACAAACUGGUAAAGAACGUAGAAACCAGGAGCAUGAUUCCGUCCUUGAUCCCUGCGCCGUCAAGGAAACAAUUGGUGAGUCAACCCAGAAAGCAGGCAAGUCCUAUCGAUGGAAAAAGAACUGGGAAUGCAAAGUGAGGUAGCUAUUUAAGCUUCCUCAUGUAAGAUUUCAUUAUUUCUUGCUUUUUUUGCCUUUGUAAUUUUAAUUUAUUUAUAUCGUUUAGGUGUAAAAUAAGUGUCGUGUGCGUGAGAGAGAAAGAGAGCGGUUUUUCCAUUUACGUUGGAGCUUUGGAGGAGGAAUAAACCACUUGCUCGGCUUCUGCGAUGGUGAUCAUGAGAUGCAUGAUUUUACACCCUGUUCAAGUCAACGUGUUUAUAGUGGCUGAAUUUUUGUGGCCUUUCUUUGAACCCAGAAAAAAAAAAAACAAAGAAAGGAAAGAGAGAAAAAUUCCUCCCUUUUGCCAUUUUUUUUUUUAAAACUAGGCCUAGCAGUACAUCUUCUUGCACUUCGAAUUAGGGGCAUGGGAAAGAGGUUGGAAGAAGAUAAAGUUGUAUCUAAUUUGCUUUUUAUGAUUUUCACGGUCCUUUUUGUGGGCCACCAAACUCUGUAAAUUUAUACGAUUUUAUAAACAAAAGAAAACGGCCAUGUUUACAGGAUUC